Messenger RNA from Symbiodinium sp. CCMP2456, 1044 nucleotides. NCBI's taxonomy places the organism in Eukaryota, Dinophyceae, Suessiales, Symbiodiniaceae. The record is from the annotation of a GenBank genome assembly.
AUGGCCUUCUGUCGGAGAGCUUGCUCCGGCCGGCUCCUCCUUGCGGGCUGUUGCCUUCUCCCCUCCUUCUCCGAGGGCCUGUGGAUAGACAACUUCGAUGUCCUCAUGGCGCCCGUCCAGGAGCUCAUCAAUGCCCACAGCCACUGCGGCUGGGCGAACCCGGCUGACCUGUCUCUGAUAGCCAGCACGAAGAGUGACUUCGAGUCACAAAUCGAGAUCCGAGCCGACAGUUGUGGGAAUCGGCUGCUGAUGAUGGGUGGCUUUCUCCAGUGUCACAGCGUGGAUGAGCACAUCUAUCACGAGAUGAUGGUCCACCCAGCCCUGCAAACCUUUGCCUCCAUGGCGGGGCGGCCGCCGCGCAGCGUCUUCCUCGGCGGCAGCGGCGAUGGCGCUGGGCCGCGGGAGCUACUGCGCUGGCAGAGCCUUCAGAAGGCUACUAUGGUGGACAUUGACUACGAGGUCACCCGCUUCGCGCUGGAGUGGGUACCCGGCUUCGCAGGCCGAAGCUUCGAAGAUCCAAGGCUUCAGCUCACUACAGGUGAUGCCUUGGCAUUCCUGCAGCAACUUCCCAAGGACCAGACCUUCGACAUUUUGAUCCUGGACUUUCCAGAUGCCUUUGACAGCAAGGAGCUGGAGAAGCUGUACAGUACAGAGUUCUACGAGCUUUGCCGGUCGCAUAUGCAUGACCAGAGCAUCCUCGUGACCCAGAGCGGGCCAUGCGUGGAAGUUACUCGGGCUGGGACAAGGGCCAAGUGCUGGCUGCUGCAAGAGAUGAUCCUGCCCAACCUGACAGCUGUUUUUCCUCAGGUGGAAGUACUCCUCCAUCCGAUGGCUACCUGGAAAGCGGAGAUCAAGACUCCAUCCGAGUGGUCAAGCUUCUCCCUUGCAAGGCUCGGUGGGGACGCUUUCGCUCACGACUUCGACCUGCCGCCAGAAAUCCAGAGCCUCAGAUACUACACUUCAGAGCGACAUCGUGCUGCGCUCGAUCAUCCGCAGCCGCUGAAGAAGCGCCUGCGCGAGCGAACCCCACGAAGUGAGCUCUGA